CGGCCGGGGCGGGGAGGAGGGUAAAGGACGCGGCGGCGGGCCCUAGGCAAGGGGGGCGGCAGGGCUGUGAGUGCGGGCCGUGUUGGGCUAAAGGCGCGAUGCAAAGUGUGUGAAGGGCUUGGGCUGCAGGCGGAGCAUUGAGCGGGGGUGUGGGAGGACGUUCUGCGCCAGGGUCUGGCAGGGUUUGUAUCUUUGGGGAGAUUAGGGCGGAGUUGCAGGCUUCGAGGGGCUGUGCUGGUCGACAGCGGCUGAACGUGAGCCAGCAGUGUGCCCAGGUAGCCCAAUGGCAUCCUGGCCUGUAUCAGCCAUAGUGUGGAAAGCAGGACCAGGGCAAGGAUUGUCCUCCUGUGCUCCCCACUGGUGAGGCCGCGCCCCGAAUCCUGUGUUCAGUUCCGGGCCCCUUAGCUCCGGACAGACAGCGAGGUGCUGGAGCGGAGCUGGGGAAGGGUCUGGAGCACAAGUCCAGAAGGGGCUGGGAUUGUUUAGCCUGGAGAAGAGCAGGCUCUGGGGGGACUUCACUGCUCUCUGCAGCUGCCUGAAAGAAGGGUGGAGCCAAGUCAGGGUCGGCCUUUUCUUCCAGGCAACAAGUGACAGGAAAAGAGGAAGUAGCAUUAAGCUGUGCUAGGGAAAGUUUAGAUUGGCCAUUAGGAAGAAUUUCGUGACAGAAGGGGUUAUUAGACAUUGGAAUAGACUGCCCUGGGAGGUGGUGGAGUCACCAUCCUUGGAGCUGUUUAAGGAAGGACUGGACAUGGCGUUCAAGGCCAUGGUCUGGUUGACACGGGGAUUUUGGGUCAUAGGUUGGACCCGAUGAUCUCAGAGAACUUUUCCAACUUAAUUCAUUCUGUGAUUCUGUGUGAAAGGCCUUGGACAGAGUGUGUGACAUGGGGUGAGGGUUGGAACCCCACAGGGUGUGUGUAGGCAGUGUCACUGUGCUCGGGCUGUCACUCCUGUGCAGGGCUGAGCUUUGGUGCGGAACAGGGCAGGAUGCACAAUGCACACGUGAGCCAUCCUGGGUGCUAACAUGCCCUCUCCUCUUUUCUGAGCCGUGCUGCUUAUGGCUUCACUUCACUGCAGGACUGAGUCUUGGUCUCUCCAUUUUUCUACACCAUGGUGAAAUUUGAUAGUGGAGUUUUACUGCUGAGCACACACAGACUGAUCUGGAGGGAUCAGAAGAAUCAUGAGUGCUGCAUUGCUGUACCUCUGUCUCAGAUUGUAUUUAUUGAAGAGCAAGCAGCUGGGAUAGGAAAGAGUGCCAAAAUAGUAGUUCAUCUUCAUCCUGCUUCUUCAAACAAAGAGCCUGGUCCAUUCCAAAGCAGCAAAUAUUCCUAUGUCAAGCUUUCUUUCAAAGAACAUGGUCAGAUUGAGUUCUACAGACGAUUAUCAGAAGAAAUCACACAGAGGAGAUGGGAGAGCUUGCCCACUGGUCAGGCCAUGCAAGUUAACAAGGAUUCAAAGGCAGGAAGAAUAAGGGCUGUAGGAAUUGUUGGUAUUGAAAGGAAAUUAGAAGAAAAAAGAAAAGAGACUGACAAAAACAUUUCCGAGGCUUUUGAAGACCUUAGCAAACUAAUGGAGAAGGCUAAGGAAAUGGUGGAAUUAUCCAAGUCAAUAGCCAACAAGAUUAAAGAAAAACAAGGUGACAUCACUGAGGAUGAGACCAUUAAGUUCAAGUCCUACCUACUGAGUAUGGGUAUAGCUAAUCCAGUUACAAGGGAAACAUAUGGAUCUGGUACACAGUACCACAUGCAACUGGCAAAGCAACUGGCUGGAAUCCUGCAGGCACCCCUAGAGGAGCGAGGGGGGAUCAUGUCUCUGACAGAAGUGUACUGCCUGGUGAAUCGUGCUCGAGGGCUGGAGUUGCUGUCACCAGAAGAUUUAGUAAAUGCUUGUAAAAUGCUGGAAUCACUGAAAUUACCACUAAGGCUUCGGAUAUUUGAUAGUGGUGUCAUGGUGAUUGAACUCCAGUCUCAUAACGAAGAGGAAAUGGUAGCUGCUGCUUUAGAGACAGUAUCUGAAAAGGGAUCUCUCACAGCUGAUGAGUUUGCUAAGCUGGUGGGGAUGUCUGUUCUCUUAGCCAAAGAAAGGCUGCUUCUUGCUGAAAAGAUGGGCCAUCUUUGCAGAGAUGAUUCAGUGGAAGGCUUGAGAUUCUACCCAAAUUUAUUUCUGACACAAAGCUAAUAGCAUUUGUGUACAAUUUGUUAUGUAAUAAUUGAACAAGAGAGCAGAAUCCUUCCAAGAACUGACUUUAAAAUUCUUAUUUCGUUAGUCAUCUGCAAGAGACAUGAACAUUGCAAUGCUUUUACAGUUCUCAGGUAUUUCAAGUGCUGAAUCGUCUUACAUGGAACUGAAAGGAAAUAGAAAUCACAAAGUCAGAAGCAUGUCUAUUGUCUCAAGACAACUCACUCAUUUUUCAAGUUUUAUUUGAUGUGCUGUGUAGUUCCUCAUUUCAAGAGAAGAUUCCACACCAGUGAAAGUGGAGAGAAUGUUGCUGUAGAGUGCUGUGAGGGUCAGUACCCAGAAGCCAGCUUACUGCAUACUCCAAUUCCAGUUUGCUCCAGUUUGCUUAUGUCUGGAGCAGCGCAGCAGACAGAUGUAUCCACAGUGAUAAGAAAUGGGACUCUGGUGUCUACUGAGGUAUAAGGAACAAACUAGUGUAGAAUAAUCCUUUCUCCCAGAAGUGAUUAACAGUUUUCUAAGGGAGGAUCCUUGGGAUCUAGAAUUUGAGACAGAAAGAACCUGCUGCAAGAGAGAUUAUUGUAUGUUAGGCAAAUCUAGAAAUUACCGUGUUUAUUUUGUCGUGUCUUACACUAAUAUCUCAGAUAGAAGCAUUGUUAGCACAGACUUCCUCCCUUCUCUUUCCUUGACAUCUUCCUUCCUGUCCAUUUAUGUUGCACUUUGGGUGCCCCUUCUCUGUCUUUUCUGUAGCAGAGUGGAGCAGCCUCCUGUCACUUUACCAGACGCUGUGCUUUAAUGUGCUUGUGUUUAUCUUGUACUUCUAACAAAAGAUCAUUUGUUAGUUUCAUCAGCCUAUUACAUGUUUUGGGGAAACAGUUCAUUUGCUUACCUCUCAUAUGUGAAAAUCAAUAUGCUUUCUGUAUUGAAGGGAGGAAGAAGACUAUCACCCUGUGUUUAAUAAUCACAAGGUAUCAUUGUUUGGUAUUCUUCACCCUGUGUUCACACUGAAUGCGAUAUAAUAGCCUCGGUUUUCAUAACUCCAGUGGAGUUGCUACACUACUUGAAGAUCUGUCAUGAUGAAAACAGUUAAGUGGAUGUUUAUGAUCCACAUUACCUGAAUUUUUGGCAUUUUGAAGUGACUAUUUUUAAUAAAUAAAGUUAAUUUAAGGUAUGGGCAAGGACAUCAUACAGGUAACUACACUGUGGUUGUGAUGGCCAGAUCAAUACUACAAGAAAAGACAAAAAGGGUUUUAAUAUGAGCCUGAAGAUAUUUUCAGAACUAUUUCAGUGUUACCACAGCAUGAGUUGACAUGAGUUAAGAGCCUGCCAAUAGUUCAGUGCAGAGAUUCCUACAGUGAUCAUGCCUGUGGCUUGUAGGAUGUCCUUUAUAUCCAGGGGAUUAGUAAGAGGAUCCAUCCUCUUACUCUUGUCACAAGCAAACUUUCAUGCAGUGCUUUCUUUAAGGCAGCUUUCCUCUGCUCCACGAGGGUGCUAAAACUUAUCUCUUUCACAUGGCUGAAGGAACCAGUUCCACACUAUUUUUACAGUGUUAGUCACCUGGUGUCAUCUCUUCAGGAGCCUUACAGCUUGCUGCUUUCCUUCAUCCUACCCACAACCCAAAGGAGAGAUCCAUGCCAAGCACACUCUGCACCACAUAUCUAAGGAGGGCCUGAAAAGUGAGAAAUUUGGAAGCAAAGAGCUGUUUUGUGACAACUGUCUCUUUUGCCCAAUAAAAACCUGCCAUGGAAGGCCAGUGGUUUGUGGGCCUGAGCCUCACCCCACAAGGGGGCACGUCGUGUGCAGGAAGAACAAAACCCGAGAGGAAAUGCCUAGUGCAAACUGCCAGCCUCUGUUCCUCCAACCCUGAGUGUUUCAUUAUCUUACUUCAGCAAUAAUAAUACAGCCUAUUUAGAAUAAUGGUACCUUCUCAAGCUUUUCUUUUCCAAGAUUUUUCCUUGACUUUGUUUUUCUUCCAGACAAAAAGGCUAGAGGGGAAACUGUAUUGCUGGUUUAGAAUUUAAGCAGACACAUGAGAAAAUGGCUACUAGAAAGUAAGAAAAAUUAAAACAUUUUCUUAAACAG
This is a messenger RNA of Zonotrichia albicollis (white-throated sparrow), 4254 nucleotides long. RefSeq names its product vacuolar protein sorting 36 homolog (gene VPS36). Gene Ontology annotation, cellular component: ESCRT II complex; late endosome membrane. Lineage: Eukaryota; Metazoa; Chordata; Aves; Passeriformes; Passerellidae. Gene Ontology annotation, biological process: protein transport to vacuole involved in ubiquitin-dependent protein catabolic process via the multivesicular body sorting pathway. The record is from RefSeq and is a predicted model, not a curated record. Gene Ontology annotation, molecular function: ubiquitin binding; phosphatidylinositol-3-phosphate binding.